Acanthaster planci (crown-of-thorns starfish) is the source of this 4058-nucleotide messenger RNA. Its product is annotated as NACHT, LRR and PYD domains-containing protein 3-like. Gene Ontology annotation, biological process: signal transduction. NCBI's taxonomy places the organism in Eukaryota, Metazoa, Echinodermata, Asteroidea, Valvatida, Acanthasteridae. The record is from RefSeq and is a predicted model, not a curated record. Gene Ontology annotation, molecular function: protein binding.
CUAAGUCGCAUUUCGACGCCAUUUUUACCAACAGUAACAGACGCCAUCUUUACCAAAACGAAAAACCGGAUGAGAUUUCCAUUUCAUUGUUUCUGAUUUUAAGCCCAGUGUACCCAAGGUUAUACAUCACACCUGUCUAUAUCCAGAAAUCAACAUGCAUAUCAGAGACCUGAUAUGAGACCUGCCCCAGGACUUACUCACAUACCAGACGCACAGGGCGCAGAAUGGAUGAAGCUUCGGCGAAUGAAUCUGGGGUUGCGAGCAGUGAAGGACGGGCUCCAGUAAAGGGAAAUGAAGAAGGUCCUUCCAGUCGGCCGUCUGUGAGUGGACUUCAGGUUGCACAAACGCCUGAAGAGCAAUGCGUAAACGAAACAAUUCUACACAAGAUGGCUGAAAAGCUUGGUCGGAAUUGGAAAGCAUUGGCCAUUUAUCUCGGCAUUACCAGCUCUGAGGUUGACGCUAUCGUGGGUGAUAUCCCGAAUGACACUGUACAUCAAGGUUUCAACAUGCUCGUGAAAUGGACACAGUCUCAGUCCCUCAGCGUCAAAGACCAGAUGACCAAAUUAUGCACAGCGCUGACAGACAUUAAAAGAGUCGACAUUGCCAACAUGGUGCAGGGUAUACAGACAAGCGCUCUAUCGGGCCCCGAUCAACUGGAGAUUUGCCAAGAUCUGUUGUUCACUUUCUACGAUCAGCACAAGGCUUUUAUCCCAAAGUUUAUAUCCUCGUCUAUGCUGCCAGUUUUAAGUAUUGAUGACUUCUACAUCCCUUUACAGUUACUUAAGAGUGGGCAGCAUGUAACACGUAAAGAUGUUAGGAUGAAACGGACGACUAGAAUCUUGAAUAGACCCACAACUGAACCAUUACACACGUGGGAAGAAUUUUAUGACGAGAAAGGGGUAGGAAAGAAAAUGAUUCUUCUCUCAGGCGGGGCUGGAUAUGGCAAGUCGACCAUUUUGGUCAAAAUAGUAAGGACCUGGAAAAAAGGCGAGGGGUCAACAGUAGGCAAAUUCAAGCUCAUGUUCUUGUUAAGGUUGGACAAGAUGGCAACAGGCUGUGUCCUAGAUGCUAUUUAUGAUCAGCUGUUACUGCGCACUGACAAGCUCAAAAAGUCCGAUUUGAAAAGAGUUAUCAGUGACAACGAAGCCGAUAUCGCAUUCUUGCUCGACGGGUUAGACGAAAUACCAUCCAGUGCUUUAAAGUCGAAAGAGGGUGAAUACCCAAUCGGUGAUUUACUGGGAAACAAGGUUUUGCUGAAAAGUUGUGUGUUGGUGACAACUCGCCCACACAUGGUUGAGCGUGUCAUCAAGGGCUUCCCAGAUUAUGCGAGGGUAGAAACGGUAGGAUUCACUGUCAAAAACAGAAACAAGUACAUUGAAACCCACUUUCCAAACGACCUCACCAUCGCUAGAGAUUUAAUCUCGUGGUUGGAUUCCAACCAAUCUCUCCAGGAACUGUCACAAUGUCCGAUCAUUGCACGCAUGCUAUGUUUGCUUUGGCUGAACAGACCCGACGCGUCGAAACCGUUGCCAGACAAAUUAACGACAGUGUACAAAGAGUUUGUAGAAGCUCUAAUUAAGCGCUGCCACAGUGCAAGUGACACUGGUGAAAAUAAAAGUGGCGUUCAGCAACUGAUGAGAACAAUCCUCGAGGGGCUAGGAGAAGUCUCCUUACAGGGCCUUCUAGAAGAAGACACAGUAUAUUUUAACCCAAAAGAUUUCGCUGGGCGUGAUGUAGUUUUGAAGAAUGGCCGGGAAACAGGUCUCUUGCAAAAAGAAAAGGUCGCAAGUGGCUUGAGUGAUGUUGAGGUGGUUACUUUUCUCCACAAGUCCUUCCAAGAAUACUGUGCAGCAUACCAUCUUACAAGCCUGCUCACUAAGGACGGAGAACAGCGGGAGGGUUUCCGCCAGAAUCUGCAAAAUAUUAUUUCAGUUGGUGUCAUGAAAAUGCAGUAUGUGUUACGGUUUUGUUGUGGCUUGUCAGAGGAGGCUGCUGGUCUCAUUCUGAGCCAGAUGAGAAGGAAGGGAAGUGACGACGUAGAUCAGCAAUCGUUGGCACGCUUGUUGUUAUUUGAGUCUGGGUCAACAAGGUUGGCGUUCAAACUGGAGCGCCCCAAUUGGUUGAGUUGCUGGGGCCAAGAGCAAAUGGCGGCGCUGCACUUCUACCUCGAGUCCGGUAUUAAGCCGCUAAAAGGCACGUCCUUCGUCAUCUACUGCAGAUCGUGUGUGGACGUAAAAAUGCUUGGAGAUAUCUUCCGGAGUUGCAAAAGUAAGCUAUGGACUUUGAUCGUUGAAUGUGUCUUGUCAGAUCAAGGAGUUGAUAUGUUGCAGACGCUUGAGAAGGUACUUAGAACAGCAGAUAAGGUGUUGCUAAGCAGGAAGUUGAUGUGUAUAAAGGUCAAGAUUUUUGCAGAGUCAGAUUACGGAGCUCAGAACCUUCUAAAGUGUAUCUCCCAUGUGCCUAGUCAAGUAUGGAAUAUCUGUGUAUCAAAAAGAUCCCCAGAAGAUGUGUACGCAUUACUGGAUGCGCUAAAAGAUCAUGCCUUACAGAGCUUCUCUGUAGACAGUGUCAACAUGCAUGGUCGUGUGCCUGCCUUGGGUCUUCUUGUUAGUUCCUCUCUAAAAUCACUGGGGAUAACUGACUGUGAACUGGAUGAUGAUGAUGCCAAAGACUUGAUGGGCAUUCUCCCUGCUGGCCAUGGUUUGACAGAUCUUUACCUGGAUGACAACGUAUUCAGCAUGGAUGCAGUGGAGGCUCUUGCGAGUCAUUUUCAGCAUCUUCCCGAGCUGUGUGACUUGUCGCUGGAUAACGUCGGUAAUGAAGACCGCGUUGAGCAAGUGCUUAAGCAAAACAUUCCUCAACUGGAAGCAAACGCGACGAAGGCAUCUCAGUGGUUUCCAUGUAGCUCGUAUGAAGAUGCAGAGCAACUGAAGCAAAGUUUUUCGACGAGUGGCAGGGUUGCCUCCAGUGGAUGGAUAGUCAUCUAUUAUAUCAUGUCUGAGCGAGGGAAUGAGGAGAUGGAAUUGUUUGAGAAAACACUCAGUACGCUUGACGAACGGCUCCUUGGGAGGUUGGAAUUCUCGCUCACUGUUGUGGAAGGGAGUGUCUACGAUGUUGAGCAACUCACAAAAUUCAGUUGCCGUUUGUCCUCUCUGGUGGAGAGAUUCAAACUCUUCAUGCGUGAACGACCAGCAGCAGAUGUUAUUCGCCUGCUGGACUCAGUAACCGGGGAGUGUUGUUUGACGAAUCUCGAGAUAACUGGCACCAACAUGCAGGGCAACGUGAUUCAUCUUGCUCCCCUCAUUGGUCCAUCCUUGGAGAAGUUGAAACUAGCCGAAUGUGGACUGAAUGACGAUGACGUCGGAUACUUGAAAUACAUACUCCCAGCUGGGCAGGAUGGCUUGGAAGAGCUCGAUCUUUCUUACAACGAGUUCAGUCUAGAGGCAGUGAGGGCUCUGACUAAACAUCUCCGAAGCUUCCGGUACCUAACCGAGGUGUGGCUCUGGAGCAAAUGUGUUGAUGACGCUGUCGUUAAGCAGGUUAUUCGAGAAUUUCUUCCCAAUCUGUUGGCAUGAAUAUGACCACUGCAAUCAAAGCACACAGUUGAAGCCACAGUCCAUGGUAUGCGUGCAGACUGGACUCGCAGUUAUACAAGACAUUGGCCUUAGACAUUAGCGGAUGAGAAUGGGGGGGGCAAGAAGGCAAAGCUAAAUUAAUUAUUAAAUUAUAUUUCUAUUUUUUAUAUAGACUAUAUAUAGGACUACUUCAUGCCCAUUCCUACUGAAAGCUUUCAAAGUGCCUGCAAUUUUAGCCUCAUAACAAGAAAGGCUAUUGGAUAUUACAUUAAAAAGUCCCCCCCCCCAUUUGAUUCGGGAUCCGCCCUAGCCCCAAGACCGUAACAAAUUAUAUAGCGGAAAAUGAAUUAGUUUACUCAAAAGUAAUCGUUACGUGACGAAAGAACAGGUUAUGGGCAAGUAAAUAGGACAUAAUGCCAUCCUUAAGCCAGUGAUGUAGUCGAGUACUUUUUGAGAUCCAAGUUCUCUACCAAAUAUUUAACU